GGCGCGCGCGCGCGCGCGGCGGGGGCGGGCUCUAGUGAGCGCCCAGCUGUAGCCGCGAAGCCGGACGUGUCCGCGAAGAUGGCGGGCCGGACUAUGCAAGCUGCAAGAUGUCCCACAGAUGAAUUAUCUUUAACCAAUUGUGCAGUUGUGAAUGAAAAGGAUUUCCAGCCUGGCCAGCAUGUGAUUGUGAGGACCUCUCCCAACCACAGGUACACAUUUACAUUGAGGACCCAUCCAUCGGUGGUUCCAGGGAGCAUUGCAUUCAGCUUACCUCAGCGAAAAUGGGCUGGACUUUCUAUUGGGCAAGAAAUAGAAGUAUCCUUGUAUACAUUUGACAAGGCCAAACAAUGCAUUGGCACAAUGACCAUCGAGAUUGAUUUCCUGCAGAAAAAAAGCAUUGACUCCAACCCUUACGAUACUGACAAGAUGGCAGCAGAAUUCAUUCAGCAGUUCAACAACCAGGCAUUCUCAGUGGGACAGCAGCUUGUGUUUAGCUUCAAUGAAAAACUUUUUGGCUUGCUGGUAAAGGACAUCGAAGCCAUGGAUCCUAGCAUCCUGAAGGGAGAGCCCGCGACAGGUAAAAGACAGAAGAUUGAAGUAGGACUGGUUGUUGGGAACAGUCAGGUUGCAUUUGAAAAAGCAGAAAAUUCAUCACUCAAUCUUAUUGGCAAAGCUAAAACCAAGGAAAAUCGCCAGUCUAUCAUCAAUCCUGACUGGAACUUUGAAAAAAUGGGAAUAGGAGGUCUGGACAAAGAAUUUUCAGAUAUUUUUCGACGAGCAUUUGCUUCUCGAGUAUUUCCUCCAGAGAUUGUGGAGCAGAUGGGUUGCAAACAUGUUAAAGGCAUCCUGUUGUAUGGGCCUCCAGGUUGUGGUAAGACUCUCUUGGCUCGACAGAUUGGCAAGAUGUUGAAUGCAAGGGAGCCCAAAGUGGUCAAUGGGCCAGAAAUCCUUAACAAAUAUGUGGGAGAAUCAGAGGCUAACAUUCGUAAACUCUUUGCUGAUGCUGAAGAGGAGCAAAGGAGGCUUGGUGCUAACAGUGGUUUGCACAUAAUCAUCUUUGAUGAAAUUGAUGCUAUCUGCAAGCAGAGAGGGAGCAUGGCUGGUAGCACAGGAGUUCAUGACACUGUCGUCAACCAGUUGCUGUCCAAAAUUGAUGGGGUAGAGCAACUGAACAACAUCUUGGUCAUUGGAAUGACCAAUAGACCAGAUCUGAUAGAUGAGGCUCUCCUUCGACCUGGAAGACUGGAAGUUAAAAUGGAGAUAGGCUUACCAGAUGAGAAAGGUCGAUUACAGAUCCUUCAUAUCCACACAGCACGGAUGAGAGGGCAUCAGUUACUCUCUGCUGACGUAGACAUUAAAGAACUGGCUGUAGAGACCAAGAAUUUCAGUGGUGCUGAACUGGAAGGUCUGGUGCGGGCGGCACAGUCCACUGCUAUGAACCGACACAUUAAGGCCAGUACUAAGGUGGAAGUGGACAUGGAGAAAGCAGAGAGCCUGCAGGUGACAAGAGGAGACUUCCUUGCUUCUUUGGAGAAUGAUAUCAAACCAGCAUUUGGCACAAACCAAGAGGAUUAUGCAAGUUACAUUAUGAAUGGUAUUAUCAAAUGGGGUGAUCCAGUUACUCGAGUUCUGGAAGAUGGGGAGCUGCUGGUUCAACAGACUAAAAAUAGUGACCGUACACCACUGGUUAGCGUCCUUUUGGAAGGCCCUCCUCAUAGUGGGAAGACUGCUCUAGCAGCAAAGAUUGCAGAGGAAUCCAACUUCCCCUUCAUCAAGAUCUGUUCUCCUGAUAAGAUGAUUGGCUUUUCUGAGACAGCCAAGUGUCAGGCCAUGAAGAAGAUCUUUGAUGAUGCGUACAAAUCCCAGCUUAGUUGUGUGGUUGUGGAUGACAUUGAGAGACUGCUUGAUUAUGUACCUAUUGGCCCUCGAUUUUCUAAUCUGGUAUUACAAGCUCUUCUCGUGUUACUCAAAAAGGCACCUCCUCAGGGCCGAAAGCUUCUUAUCAUUGGGACAACUAGCCGCAAAGAUGUCCUUCAGGAGAUGGAGAUGCUGAACGCCUUCAGCACCACCAUCCAUGUGCCCAACAUUGCCACAGGAGAGCAGCUGUUGGAGGCUCUGGAGCUUUUGGGCAACUUCAAAGAUAAGGAACGUACCACAAUUUCACAGCAAGUCAAAGGAAAGAAGGUCUGGAUAGGAAUUAAGAAGUUACUAAUGCUAAUUGAGAUGUCGCUACAGAUGGAUCCUGAAUACCGUGUAAGAAAAUUCUUGGCCCUCUUAAGAGAAGAAGGAGCUAGCCCCCUGGACUUUGAAAAUGGACUCUUUGCACACACACAGUGACCAAGGGAAGUGACCAAGGUGAAGAUGGCCUGGGAUCUUCACUCAGCUUACUCAAGAUCCUGGACAAAGUGAAAUGUUCCUUACCUUCAACAUGUGCUCACUCUGCAUGAUUAGUGCAAUAAAACUCCCUUCCUUGUGCUUACUCA
Messenger RNA from Nyctereutes procyonoides (raccoon dog), 2483 nucleotides. RefSeq names its product N-ethylmaleimide sensitive factor, vesicle fusing ATPase (gene NSF). The transcript has 21 exons. Lineage: Eukaryota; Metazoa; Chordata; Mammalia; Carnivora; Canidae. Gene Ontology annotation, cellular component: Golgi stack. Gene Ontology annotation, molecular function: ATP binding; ATP hydrolysis activity. Bases 79 to 2337 code for a protein of 752 amino acids. The record is from RefSeq and is a predicted model, not a curated record. Gene Ontology annotation, biological process: SNARE complex disassembly; Golgi to plasma membrane protein transport; intra-Golgi vesicle-mediated transport.